AUGUAUCCGUGUAUCAUAAAUAAUUAUAAUGUUACGUUUUCAGCAUGCGCUGCUCGUCUAGAGGUAGCUUCAACGAGAAGAUCGUCACAUAACGACCGGUUAGUUCGUUAGAUAACCAAACUUGAAAAACAUGAUUUGCUUUCAGGUCUCUUCAUUCAAUAUCACAUUUAACAACAUCCGCAAACCCGUGAGAUGAAGUGAGGAGUCGAAAAACUUCAAGGUAAGUGUUUCUAUAUCAAAACCGUUGUGGCCAGACGUGAAAAUGGGGCAAUUGUACAAUAUCUGGAGGGCAUGCCCCGGAACUGAAUUUCCUGUAAAAGUGUACAAACCUUGGAUGUUUUUUUAAUUACCUGGAAAAAAUAUCUGAAAUUUCUCGGGUUUGUAUAUUUUUACAGAAAAUUCAAUUCCAGGGAAUGUCCUCCAGGUAUUAUACAAUUAACCGCUAGAGUUUUGAAAAGUUACGCCAUAAUGUCACACAUCCAAAGAAAAAUAGCAUGAUCUAAGAAAAAUCUAUUAAAAUUUCAGAUUCAACAAUGUACUUCAAACUGAGCCAUGCUACCACCAGGAACUCCCAUUCAUCGACAACAACACCAAGUCUCCCACCAUCCACCGACAACAACACCAAGUCUCCCAACGUCAACACUUGGUCAACCACCGACCUCAGGAAAACGUCUAA
Molecule: messenger RNA, 676 nt
Organism: Caenorhabditis angaria
Lineage: Eukaryota; Metazoa; Nematoda; Chromadorea; Rhabditida; Rhabditidae
Source: the annotation of a GenBank genome assembly